Messenger RNA from Galleria mellonella (greater wax moth), 3391 nucleotides. It is a transcript of the gene Plod, whose product is annotated as procollagen-lysine,2-oxoglutarate 5-dioxygenase. NCBI's taxonomy places the organism in Eukaryota, Metazoa, Arthropoda, Insecta, Lepidoptera, Pyralidae. Gene Ontology annotation, molecular function: iron ion binding; L-ascorbic acid binding; procollagen-lysine 5-dioxygenase activity. The coding region runs from base 509 to 2701 and encodes 730 amino acids. The record is from RefSeq and is a predicted model, not a curated record. The transcript has 13 exons. Gene Ontology annotation, cellular component: endoplasmic reticulum. Gene Ontology annotation, biological process: peptidyl-lysine hydroxylation.
UUCAGUUCAUUGCAAUUGCAUCCCGUUUUAUCAUUGAUUUAUUUACAUUCUGUUUAUUGAAGCAUGAUUUUGUUUGUUUUGUAAGUGUGAGUCAAGAACAAUAAUAAGUUUUCAGCUUUACCAUCAUUCAUGUAUGGUUCAGUUUCUAUUCAGCAUAGUAUACAGAAUUAAACUAAUAAAUAGUUGGUGCGUACGUGCAUUCAGAGACCGUUUGUUAUACAUUUUAAAUUAAUGUUUUCAUCAGUGAAAUAUAAAAACAUAUGUGCGCGGUCAGAAUGAUCUCAUCUGACUAGUAAAAUAACGCAGUCAGUCAUGAUCGAACAACGGGAGGAAACGGUCGCUGUUAUCUUUUAGUUCCCAACGUCAUGUACUGAAAUCUUAUCGCUUCCGAAGCGGGAGCACAUAAUAAUAUCUGGACCAACACGAUCAUAAAAGAGUGUUUCUUUAGCCGGCCGCUAUUUUACGAGCCGCAGUGUAACCAGUGCGCGGAAGUCCAUUGAACUCGGUCAUGGAGGAAUCUGGAAAGUUAAUAUUUCAUAAACAAAUUAUUGCACUUAUAAUUUUGUUAUUUAGUCACAUAAUAAAUGCAGAUGAUAUCACUGUAUUAACUGUAGCAACUGAAGACAACCAUGGCUUGGAAAGGUUUCUCAGAUCUGCAAAAGUAUAUGGUAUUGAAGUGGAGGUUCUAGGCAGAGGGGAACAAUGGAAUGGUGGUGACAUGAACUAUGCUGGUGGUGGGCAAAAAGUCAAUCUGCUAAAAGAUAAAGUGAAUGAAAUGAUGAAAUCUGAAAAUAAGGAUCAAUUAGUAUUAUUUACUGACAGUUAUGAUGUCAUGUUCCUUGGAAACUUAGAGGAAAUCAUUAAUAAAUUUAAGUCAUUCCCGGACACUAGAGUGUUAUUCUCUGCAGAGCAAUUUUGUUGGCCAGAUAGCAAGUUAGCCUCACAAUACCCCAAAACUGAAGUUGCCAACCCUUAUUUGAAUUCUGGUGGAUUUAUUGGAUAUCUACCAGAGCUUUCAGAGAUAGUAAAUUACAAGACAAUUAAUGAUAAAGAUGAUGAUCAGCUGUAUUAUACAAAAGUUUAUUUGGACAAAAUUAUGAGAAAUUCAUUGAAAAUAUCUCUAGAUCAUAAUGCUGUUAUAUUCCAAAAUUUAAAUGGAGCUUUAUCUGACGUUCAACUGAAAAUAAACACAACAGAGGAAUGGCCGUACAUAGAGAAUGUAGCAACGAAAGAGCGGCCUCUUAUUGUACAUGGUAAUGGUCCAUCUAAACUCACACUAAACCAUCUGGGCAAUUAUUUAGCACGGUCCUGGUCAUUUGCAACAGGAUGCGCACUGUGUUCUGAGAAAAAGAUAAAACUGAAUGAGGAUGAUUUGCCUAAUGUAAUGAUGGCAGUAUUUAUAGAACAGGCCACACCGUUCUUAGAGGAAUUCCUGCAACAGCUACUUGAUACCGAUUAUCCAAAGUCGAAGAUACAUCUCUUGCUGCGGAAUAAUGUGGAAUAUCAUGAAACGGAAGUUGAUGAAUUCUACCAAGCGUACUCAAAAAAAUUUGCUUCAGCUAAGCGCAUUAAACCGAAUGAUUUCAUUUCCGAAGCAGAAGCCAGGAAUAUUGCAAAAGAACGCUGCAUCAACAGUGUAUGCGACUACCUAUUCUCCAUUGACAGUCUAUCUCGAGUGGAACCAAAUACUCUGCGCUAUCUAUUAUCUUCUGGAUAUGAUGUAGUUGCCCCUAUGUUGGUACGCCCUGGCCAGGCUUGGUCUAACUUCUGGGGCGCGAUCAAUUCUGCUGGAUUUUAUGCCAGAUCCUCUGAUUACAUGGACAUAGUACAUAAAGUUAUCAGGGGUAUAUGGAAUGUACCAUUUAUCACUAAUUGUUACCUGGCCAAAGUGUCUACAUUGAGAAAACCUGCACAAGUGCUGACAUACUCGAAAGAGGAACUAGACCCGGAUAUGGCAUUCUGUCUCAGUCUUAGGAAUCUUGGCAUUCAUAUGCAUGUCAGCAACGAGUUGGACUUCGGCCAUCUAGUGAACCCUGAAACAUAUGACAUCAGCCGCACUCACCCUGACGUGUACCAAGUGCUCGAUAAUAAGAUUGAAUGGGAGAACCGUUACCUCAACGAAAACUACUCCCUCAAUUUCGCUCCAGACAGAAAACACUUGAUGCCUUGUCCAGAUGUCUACUGGUUCCCUAUGAUGUCAAAGCGUUUUUGCGUAGAGUGGAUCGAAGUUAUGGAAGCUUAUGGCCAAUGGAGCGAUGGUUCCAAUCGUGAUAAUCGUCUUGAGGGUGGUUACGAGGCAGUCCCCACUCGAGACAUCCAUAUGAAGCAAGUAGGUCUCGACAAGCAAUGGCUGUACAUCUUAAAGGAGUAUGUGAGACCACUCCAGGAGAUGGUGUUUACAGGAUAUUAUCACAAUCCUCCAGUUUCACUCAUGAACUUCGUGGUGCGUUAUCGUCCCGACGAGCAGCCGUCACUGCGGCCUCACCAUGACUCUUCUACUUACACAAUUAAUCUGGCACUGAAUACACCACAUGUAGACUAUGAAGGUGGGGGCUGCCGGUUCAUCCGCUACAACUGUUCUGUACGCGAUACCAAGCAAGGCUGGCUCCUUAUGCACCCUGGACGGCUCACGCACUAUCACGAGGGCCUGCUCGUCACCGAAGGCACAAGAUACAUUAUGAUCUCUUUUGUUGAUCCGUAAAUAAGUUCUUAUUACAAUAAACGUGAAAAGCUCACUUUUUCACGCAUUAAUAUAUUUUAAUUAAAUUAAAAUGUUUAAUUCAAAAGAUAAUUGUUUUUUUUUGUGCAAUUUGUAAAUCGGCAUUGAGGUAAACUACAAGUAUGAAAGUAUGUAUGCGUGUAUGUCACCAAUCUUGCCUCUAUAUAUAUAAGUAUUCCAGUAAUACGUAACAAAAUAUUUUUAUUUUAUUAUUAUUAUUAUAAAAUACAGACCAUGUUUCUAAACUUCUUUUAAUUUAAAUGUUUAUUUUACUGAUUAGUUUAUAUUUUAAUUAUCAUGACAUCGGAAUACAUUGGGGUCGAUUCUGAAGUGCUAUUCGCUUUAUAAAAUUAAAUUUCAAUUUGUUAAAAUUUUUCUUUUUGUUGGUCAAGUUUCUUUUUUACUUACUUUAUUUAAUUUAAAAUAUUAAUUUUAUGGCUUCAUUGUCUACUUUAUUUAUAGUUUUAGUAAUACAAUUUUAUUGUCUUCAAAUAUCAUAAGGAACAAGAAACGUAGGUUACACAAUAUCAAGUCUUCUAAGACUCACUAUCACAUAUAAAGCUAUAUUUGUUAUGUACUCGAAUAGCCAAAGAUACUUGUAUUUUUAAAACCUGUCAACGUAUUAUGGUAUGAUGAAUUGUGGUAUGUCAGGUAAAUAUAAUUUUAAGAUUA